GCCGGUGUUCCUGCCGGAAAAUCAACUAAAUUUACAAUGGACGUUCGCCGGCGACCAGUUAAGCCUUUAUGCACAUCAAAAGAUGCUUCCGCCGGCGAACCUCUGAAACAACAACAAGUUUCUUCUCCUAAAGCAUCUGACGCGCUUCCACUCCCAUUGUACCUAACCAAUGGGUUGUUUUUCACCAUGUUUUUCUCUGUUAUGUAUUUUCUUCUCGUAAGGUGGCGUGAGAAGAUCCGUAAUUCUAUUCCUCUUCAUGUGGUUACCCUUUCUGAAUUGUUAGCUAUGGUGUCAUUGAUUGCUUCCGUUAUAUAUCUAUUGGGUUUCUUUGGGAUUGGGUUUGUUCAGUCGUUUGUGUCCAGGUCGAAUAGUGAUUCAUGGGAUAUUGAGGAUGAGAAUGCUGAGCAGCUAAUUAUCGAGGAAGAUAGCCGCCGGGGACCAUGUGCUGCUGCAACUACUCUUGGCUGCGUUGUGCCUCCACCACCUGUUCGAAAAAUUGCCCCAAUGGUUCCACAGCAACCUGCCAAGGCAGCUUUGUCCCAAACGGAGAAGCCUGCGCCAAUAAUUAUGCCAGCAUUAUCGGAAGAUGACGAGGAGAUAAUACAAUCUGUUGUUCAGGGUAAAACACCAUCAUAUUCUUUGGAAUCAAAGCUUGGUGAUUGUAUGAGAGCUGCUUCGAUUCGAAAAGAGGCGUUACAGAGGAUCACAGGGAAGUCAUUGGAAGGGCUCCCAUUGGAAGGAUUUGACUAUGAGUCUAUUCUUGGACAAUGCUGUGAGAUGCCUGUAGGAUAUGUGCAAAUACCGGUUGGUAUUGCAGGGCCUUUGUUGCUUGAUGGGAGAGAGUACUCAGUGCCAAUGGCAACUACAGAAGGGUGUUUAGUUGCUAGCACCAACAGGGGUUGCAAGGCUAUCUUUGUCUCUGGUGGCGCCAACAGCAUUUUGCUCAGAGAUGGCAUGACAAGAGCUCCGGUUGUCCGGUUCACCACCGCCAAAAGAGCCGCAGAGUUGAAAUUCUUCGUUGAGGAUCCCCUUAACUUUGAGAUUCUUUCUCUUAUGUUCAACAAAUCAAGCAGAUUUGCUCGAUUACAGGGCAUUCAAUGUGCUAUAGCUGGUAAAAAUCUGUAUAUGAGAUUCAGUUGUAGCACUGGUGAUGCAAUGGGAAUGAACAUGGUAUCCAAAGGUGUCCAGAACGUUCUGGAUUACCUUCAGAGUGAAUAUCCAGACAUGGACGUCAUUGGCAUAUCUGGGAACUUUUGUUCGGAUAAGAAGCCAGCAGCAGUUAACUGGAUUGAAGGUAGAGGAAAAUCAGUAGUUUGCGAGGCAAUAAUCAAGGAGGAUGUAGUGAAGAAAGUGUUGAAAACUGAGGUUGCUGCUCUUGUGGAGCUGAACAUGCUUAAAAACCUUACUGGGUCAGCCAUGGCUGGUGCCCUCGGUGGCUUCAAUGCUCAUGCCAGCAACAUCGUCUCUGCUGUAUAUUUGGCCACUGGCCAAGACCCUGCUCAAAAUGUUGAGAGCUCUCACUGCAUUACUAUGAUGGAGGCUGUAAAUGAUGGCAAAGACCUCCAUAUUUCAGUAACUAUGCCUUCUAUUGAGGUUGGUACCGUAGGUGGUGGAACUCAACUUGCAUCACAGUCAGCUUGCUUGAACUUACUAGGAGUUAAAGGUGCAAAUAGAGAUGCACCAGGUUCAAAUGCAAGACUGUUGGCCACAAUAGUAGCUGGUUCUGUUCUAGCUGGUGAGCUAUCUCUCAUGUCAGCUAUCUCUGCUGGCCAACUAGUUAAAAGUCACAUGAAAUAUAAUAGAUCUAUCAAAGAUAUUUCCCAAGUAAUCAAUUCCUCUUGA
Molecule: messenger RNA, 1842 nt
Organism: Solanum lycopersicum (tomato)
Lineage: Eukaryota; Viridiplantae; Streptophyta; Magnoliopsida; Solanales; Solanaceae
Gene: HMGR
Product: 3-hydroxy-3-methylglutaryl-coenzyme A reductase 1
Biological process (GO): sterol biosynthetic process; coenzyme A metabolic process; isoprenoid biosynthetic process
Cellular component (GO): endoplasmic reticulum membrane; peroxisomal membrane
Molecular function (GO): hydroxymethylglutaryl-CoA reductase (NADPH) activity; protein binding
Source: RefSeq, marked validated